Molecule: messenger RNA, 1087 nt
Organism: Hevea brasiliensis (rubber tree)
Lineage: Eukaryota; Viridiplantae; Streptophyta; Magnoliopsida; Malpighiales; Euphorbiaceae
Product: protein MIZU-KUSSEI 1-like
Exons: 1
Coding region: 89-829 (246 amino acids)
Biological process (GO): hydrotropism
Source: RefSeq, a predicted model, not a curated record
CUAUCGAAACCACCAAUCUCUCUCUCUCUCUCUCUCUCUCUCUCUCUCUCAUGGCAGUCACCCCUCCUUGGUUCGUCAAUGUACAUUAAUGGGGAAGCCAAUGCCUCCAAGCAGCUCCGCUUCCUCAUCAGAUGACUCAUCCAAAUCGCCAAUACCACCAGCACCACCACCUCUGCCGCUACGCGGAACCUUACAACAACCAUCGGAGAAAAAGAAAAAACCAAAAGUUAUUCGCGUCUUUCGCUCGGUUUUCCGAUCUUUUCCUAUCAUAACUCCUGUAUGCAAGCUUCCAGUCCUCCAAGGGAUCUCGCUGGACGGUCAGCACCGAUACGUUUCAGGCAAUAGGGUGACCGGAACAUUAUUCGGGUAUCGUAAAGGUAGGGUUAGCUUGUCCAUACAAGAAAGUUCCAAGUGCUAUCCUUCUUUAAUCGUUGAGCUAGCUAUACAAACCAAUGUGUUGCAGAAGGAGCUAGGUUCAGGGAUGGUGAGGAUUGCCCUGGAAUGCGAAAAGAGACCUGAUAAAGACAAGGUUAGGCUAUUAGAUGAACCAUUGUGGACCAUGUUUUGCAAUGGGAAAAAGAAUGGUUAUGGAGUGAAAAGGGACCCCACAGAUGGAGAUAUCACAGUCAUGGAGAUCCUCAGGGCUGUUUCCAUGGGGGCUGGAGUUUUGCCAGGGAAUUCUGAGAUUGAGGGUCCUGAUGGGGAGCUUUCCUACAUCAGGGCCCAUUUUGAUCGGGUGGUGGGUUCCAAGGAUUCAGAGACUCUGUACAUGAUCAGCCCAGAAGGGAACAAUGGGCCUGAGCUUAGUAUAUUCUUCGUCAGGGUUUGAGACUUAAAUAACCAUAAAGAAUUUACUGUGGAUUCCAAACACUAUAAAUAUAACGAGAUUCCUAUAGUAUAUUUGUGUUUUAAAUUUAUAAUAGAUUAAAUUUAAGUAUUUUUUUUUUCUAAGGUUUUGUAUUAUUAGUGAGUGUAGAUACAGAUGAAGGGGAGGGGUUAUUAGGUAGUGCCAGUUCUAACUAAUAAUCGAGGGAAUGAUUAUCAUUCAACAUCUGAUGUUUCAGUACAGAAAUUGAUCAAAAGUGAC